Malania oleifera is the source of this 1980-nucleotide messenger RNA. RefSeq names its product protein SHI RELATED SEQUENCE 1. Gene Ontology annotation, biological process: positive regulation of DNA-templated transcription. The coding region runs from base 669 to 1685 and encodes 338 amino acids. Gene Ontology annotation, molecular function: DNA binding; DNA-binding transcription factor activity. Gene Ontology annotation, cellular component: nucleus. Lineage: Eukaryota; Viridiplantae; Streptophyta; Magnoliopsida; Santalales; Ximeniaceae. The transcript has 2 exons. The record is from RefSeq and is a predicted model, not a curated record.
UUAGUAAUACACUUGCAACUGAUCAAGAGAGAGAGAGAGAAAGAAAGGGAGGAGAGAGAGAUGGAAGAGGAAACUUAAAUUGGGGUUGCAGAUGCAGAGGUUAAUGCUUUGGCCAUGGCGGCGUUGCAGAGCAGAGGCAGAGCUGCUGCUGCUGCUGCUUCUUCUGUAAUUCUAUUGUAUUAUGCCUUUAAUGCUGGCGACGCUGCUUAAGGAGUCGAAGUCCAUCUCCCGACGUGUGCCGUCCCAACAUAAACAAAAGUCGCAAUAAAACCUUCCUAACCCACAUCCGCAAUAAGCAACAACCACUGCUCCUCACCCCCCCCCCCCCCCCCUUUCCUUUUUCCAUAAAGCGAGUUAGGGGAAGAGAGAGAGAGAGAGAGGGUCUGUGGAGAGACAAAUGCGCACACGCGCAAGAAUAGAAGAAAGAAUAAAUUGAAGAGGGAAACCAAAAAAAAAAAAACAAACCUACCCACUUUAAUUUUCCCGGUCCCCAAGCAGUAAAUCGGGAGAAGCAGUGAAUCGGAGUCGAUGGAAGAUUGAGAAUAGGAGCGACAUCGUAUCGGGGCAUAGAAUUCAAGAUAGAGGCCAGAGGGAGUAAGGUUUUCUGCUAUGGAUUUUCAUUGCCUCCGGCAAUUGAGGGUUGUUGGGUCAGGUCUGAAUCCGGAACAAUGUCAGGGUUCUUCUCACUAGGUGCGGGUGCAAGAGGAGCGAGCCAAGAGCCGCAGCCCAACCCCCCACCCACCGAAAUCUCUCCCGAAACUUGGUUCUUUUACAAGAAUGAUUCUGAAAUUUCCUACAAGGGCCUCGAGCUAUGGCAGCAGCAGCAGCAACAGCAACCGCCGGAACAUCACCAGUACAUGCCCCAGCAGCGCCACGAUCUCUACUCCUCCGCGGCUGGCCUAGGCGUGGGGCCGAGCCGCAGCGCCAUCGACGUCUCCGAUGAGCCGUCGAGGGCUGCGGCGUUCGCGGUGAUGAGGCACGGGGCCGGAGGCGGCGCGGGCGGAGGAGGAGUUAGCUGCCAGGACUGCGGGAACCAGGCGAAGAAAGACUGCCCUCACCUGCGGUGCAGGACGUGCUGCAAGAGCCGGGGGUUUCAGUGCGCCACGCAUGUUAAGAGCACUUGGGUUCCCGCGGCUAAAAGGCGGGAGCGGCAGCAGCAGUUGGCUGCGGCUCAGCAGCAGCAGCAUCACCAUCAUCACCAAGAACACAGAGAGAAUCCCAAAAGGCAGAGAGAGAAUCCCGCCUCUUCCGCGCUCGCCUGCGCUCUUCUGCCCACCGCCUCUGGGUUGGAGAUGGGGAAUUUUCCGGCUGAAGUCAACUCUCCCGCGAUUUUCCGGUGCGUUCGGGUGAGUCCAGUGGAGGAAAACGACGAGCAGUACGCGUAUCAGACUGCUGUGAACAUCGGAGGCCAUGUGUUCAAGGGUAUUCUGUACGAUCAAGGGCCCGAAGCUAACUACAGCGCCGGUGAGAGCCCCUCCGGCGGCAGCGGAGUCCAACAGCUCAAUCUCAUAACUGCUGCCGUCACUUCUCCCCCCUCCACGGUGGCCGCCACCACCGGGGUCGGCACCUGUACUGGCGGACCUGCGUCAUCGGCCGCAGCCGCCUUUCUCGAUCCAUCUCUUUACCCGGUACCCCUCAACGCUUUUAUGGCUGGUACGCAAUUCUUCCCACACCCAAGAUCUUAAAAGGAUAUCGAUGAAUCACUCGUCAAUCAUGAAUGCUGAAUCAUCACCACCAUAUUACAUUUUCAUCUGAUCGAUCUCCAUAGUUUAAAACAGUACAUCUUUCUCUCAUUCUCUCUAUCUCUCUCUCUCUCUCAUGUCCAGCGCUAGCUCCCUCUUUAUAUGCAAUGCUAAAUGAUGAUGAUCGAUCGAUGUUGUUCUAUAAAAAAAAAUUAUUAAGGGCACGAGAGAGGGAAUUGAAACCGGAUGAUGUUUGUUUUUGUUCACAUUUCAAUGUUUAGUUAAUAUUUAAUUCUUC